Messenger RNA from Knipowitschia caucasica, 1041 nucleotides. Lineage: Eukaryota; Metazoa; Chordata; Actinopteri; Gobiiformes; Gobiidae. The record is from the annotation of a GenBank genome assembly.
AUGUUAUCUGUGCAGGUCAUUAAAAGCAUCUGUCUGAACAACCCCAACAGUCUCCAUGGGUCACUAAACAGAAGACUCUGCACUUCUGACCGAGUCUUCAUCAUCAUCAUCAUCAUCAUCAUCAUCAUCAUCAUCAUCAUCAUCAUCAUCAUCAGAGACAGGCUCAAACAGAACAUAAAUAAAGUGGCACCAACAGCAGGAAACCUCUGUGUCCUUCACAUUUAUCACAUUGAAAGUAUUUGGACUGAGACGUGUCUGAGACGCCGAGUGAAUGUGACCAUGGCUUCAGAGAGAGAGCAGAUACCAGGAACCAUCAGUGAAGAAGCAGCAGGGGGCAGCACUGAGCCAGGUGUCUGCGUCAGAACAAAAUCCUCAGUGUCCAGUGCUGUGUCCCUGAAGAGUGACCGGUCUAUGCCUAAACCACCAGACUUCAGUCUUGAAGCUGCUUCUUCAAAACCACAAUCCUCAGUGUCCAGUGCUGUGUCCCUGAAGAGUGACCGGUCUAUGCCUAAACCACCAGACUUCAGUCUUGAAGCUGCUUCUUCAAAACCACAAUCCUCAGUGUCCAGUGCUGUGUCCCUGAAGAGUGACCGGUCUAUGCCUAAACCACCAAACUUCAGUCUUGAAGCUGCUUCUUCAAAACCACAAGAAAAGUCACUGCUGGACUCCAGCCCCAGGGCCCAAGACCUCAGGACCCAAGACCUCAGGGCCCAAGCCCUCAGAGCGACACAAGAAGAAGAGCUCCAGAAGCUUCUGCAGGAUCAUAAACGGCGUCUCAUCAGCAGAUGUGGGAAGAACCAGGAGCUGGAGCUGGUGGUGCCGCUGUCCUUCAGAGAGAUGAACCUGGUGAAAGGGCAGCGCUACAGUCUGAUGCAGCUCAUACAAGUGUUCCAUCCAGCGCUGGAAAAACAGACUCUCUCUCCACACUCUCUGUCCGUCUCUAAACUCCUCUUCAUCUUAGACGGCCUGGACGAGAGCAGACUGGGUCUGGACUUUGACUGUGAGCUCAUCUCUGAGGAAGGCUCGGUUGUUUUACUGUGA